Molecule: messenger RNA, 882 nt
Organism: Nymphaea colorata (pocket water lily)
Lineage: Eukaryota; Viridiplantae; Streptophyta; Magnoliopsida; Nymphaeales; Nymphaeaceae
Product: peptidyl-prolyl cis-trans isomerase FKBP53-like
Exons: 4
Coding region: 1-882 (293 amino acids)
Source: RefSeq, a predicted model, not a curated record
AUGGUUCCUUAUGGCAUAAACAUUUGGGCGAUACUUCAAGUUGCUAGUGAGCAGAUUCAAGUUAAAAGUGAAGAUUCAAUAGAUGAUGAACAACCUGGAAAGGUUAAUGAUGGAUCCAAACUCCCGAAGCGUCAACCUUGUCCAGCUGCAGAGAGAAAAUUCUUAACUUUAGAAGACUCUAGUGAAGAUGAAGAUGGUUUGCCCAUAAGUACUGGAAGGAGAAAAAUACAUUCCAAAGUUGUUGAAACUAAUGAAAACCUAGAUAGGCAGCUAAGAGAGGAAAAUGUUGGAGAAAAACCAGCAGAUGAUGAAAAGUGCCAUUCUGCAGGUUCAAAACGGAAGAGCGAUGCUUUUGCGCUAGACAAAAAUCAGAAUAAGAGUGUAUCUAAUACACUGAAUUUGCAAAAAGAUUCAUCUGAAAAAGGUCUUGAAAAUAGUAGGAAAUCAAAGAAGAAAAAAGAGAAAGGGAUGAUGAAACAGGGUCCUGGAUCUGGGCCUGUCAUGCCAAUUUAUAAUGCAUCUAACGAUGCUUGUAAUUCUCAAGAUCAAAGUGGACUGGAGCAUGGUGCUGAGGAUGUUGAAAAUGGUAACACUGCAGUUCCCAAGAGUGCAGCAAACCGCAGUGUUUUGGAAGUUGAAGAGGUUAAGAAACAGAAGAAUAAAACGAAGAAAAAGAAUACUGCUGAAACUGAUCAAAACAUAGAUACCGACCAGUCCAAGGUGGCAAGCUCAGGUAAUAAAAGAGAGUUGGAAGAGGUUGCAUUCUUGGAAGAUCAUGCAGAGGGGCCACCUAUGAAAGGAGCAAGAACCUUCCCAAAUGGCAUGAUUAUGGAAGCGAUAUCUAUGGGUAAACCGAAUGGAAAGCGAGCCUCCCCGGAAUGA